Asparagus officinalis (garden asparagus) is the source of this 2432-nucleotide messenger RNA. Its product is annotated as probable protein S-acyltransferase 4. Gene Ontology annotation, molecular function: protein-cysteine S-palmitoyltransferase activity. Bases 724 to 1929 code for a protein of 401 amino acids. Gene Ontology annotation, biological process: peptidyl-L-cysteine S-palmitoylation; protein targeting to membrane. Gene Ontology annotation, cellular component: endoplasmic reticulum; Golgi apparatus. NCBI's taxonomy places the organism in Eukaryota, Viridiplantae, Streptophyta, Magnoliopsida, Asparagales, Asparagaceae. The transcript has 7 exons. The record is from RefSeq and is a predicted model, not a curated record.
UCUCUCUCUCUCUCUCUCUCUCCCUCCCUCUACUUUCUCUCUCCUCUCUGGCCGAGAAACACGCAGAUUAUUGAGAUUGCCGUCGACGUAUCUGUCAUAGUUUCUCAAUUAACAAACAAGACAAGAAAAUUUCUUCCCUUUUUUUCUUCCCUAUUCUUUGUUUUUAGAGAGAGAAGAGGAGGAGAGAGAGAGAGAGAGAGAGAGAAGAGAGAGAGAGAGAGAGAGAGAAGAGAGAGAGAGAGAGAGAGAGAGAGAGAGAAGCCGACUUGUUUGAUAAAAUUCUCCAAAAGGGCCCUCCUUUGAUCUGAAAACGAGAUGAAGAUGGAGAAAGGGAGAGACCCUCUUCAUAUUUCUCCAUUCUAUUGACAACCCAUUUCUCAAAAUUCAAUCUUUUUCUGCUUGGUGAUGAGAAGGCAUGGCAACGAACAAACCGAAUUCCAAGAGGGUGUAUCAGGUUUGGAAAGGGAACAAUGAGUAUUUGGUGAUGCUGUUUUAAUGAACAAUGGGUCAUGAUUCUUUGCUUAUGAGGUGAUAGUAGUUGCAGUGAUGUUAUAUUAGAGAUGAGAGCAAGACUAGUUCUUCUGUGUUGAUGAUAGUAACAAGUAGUUCCCAUCAUCAUUUUGGUCAAGAAAGUCAUUAGGAGCAAUAUUUCCCUCAUUGGAGAGAUUUUGCUGUGGAGGGAGACUUGUAUUUGGUCCGGAUGUUGCAUCACUGUUUCUAUCCAUGCUUCUGAUAGCUGGUCCAGCAAUACUAUUCUGUUUCCAGAUAACGAGAAAAAUCAAAGAUCAUAUCGAUCAUGAAGGGAAUGAUGCAAGUCAUCAGAAUCACAUUCUUGGCUUUCCAGUGUUAUUUGUGACCAUAAUCAUCAUGUUCUUGGACUUGACUUUUCUUUUAAUGACAUCUAGUAGAGAUCCAGGGAUAGUACCGAGAAAUUCAAGACCUCCAGAAUCAGAAGAAGCAAUUGAUGUCACUACUCCAUCUAUGGAAUGGAUUAGUGGCAGAACCCCACACAUGAGAUUACCGAGAACAAAGGAUGUCAUGGUAAAUGGUUAUUCGGUAAAAGUAAAAUAUUGUGAUACAUGCCUUUUGUAUCGCCCACCACGCGCUUCACAUUGUUCGAUCUGCAACAAUUGCGUUCAGAAGUUUGAUCACCAUUGCCCUUGGGUUGGUCAGUGCAUUGGACUAAGAAACUACCGAUUCUUUUUCUUGUUUAUAUCCACAUCGACGCUACUCUGCCUAUAUGUCUUCACCUUCUCAUGGUUGAAUAUAAUCAAGGAAAAGAAGAAUCAUCAUAACUCCCUCUUGAGGUCGAUGACCGGUGAAGUCAUCUCACUUGUGCUCAUUAUAUACACUUUCUUGACCAUGUGGUUCAUUGGUGGGCUCACCAUCUUCCAUACCUAUUUGAUCUGCACAAAUCAGACAACUUAUGAAAAUUUCCGGUAUCGUUAUGAUAAGAAGGACAAUCCAUAUAACAAGGGUGCAUUGCAGAACUUCAUCGAUGUGUUUUUCUCCAAAAUUCCCCCUCCAAUGAAUGAUUUCAGAUCAUGGGUGCUUGAAGAGAUGAUAGAAGUUGGAUGUUAUACUCCAAAUAUGGGAACCGAUAUCACAACUUCAAAGGAGAAGGUCGACAUAGAUAUGGCCAGUAAACUUCAAUUAGGUGGCAGUACAUCGAUACCAACUAUAUUACAGAAUUUGGAUUAUACCACUGUUGAUUGUGAUGAUUUAAAUGAGAAGGUUACAACCGACGAACCAAAUAUCCAGGAGGAAAAUCAAAUAAAUUAUAGUUACUCUGGAGUGCGACCGAUUGUGGAUAAAAGCAUUGAGGACGAAGCAAAUGCAGUGGUUGUGAUUGCGACGGAUUACGAGGUUAAUAACUCCAGUAGGAUUUUACCCUCUUCUGAUCAUAAUAUUCAAGUGCUAACGACAUAAGGCUUGGCAAGUUAGUUGCGUCGACUUUUCCGAGGAUGCCAUCAAGGUACAACCUUCGGUGAUGUGCUGAUCUCUCAAAUUUUCUUGGUACAUGCACCUAGGAUUCAAUGCUCUGCUCAUUUAAAUCCUCGGAUUUGAAUUUUUUGGAUGCGGAAAUAAAAUUGAAUUUAGCUGCUCGACAACCGGGGAUAAGAAUCCUAGGUGCAGAAAGAAGGGAGGAUAACCUUCUUACAUGUAUGUAUCAGUUCUUGAUAUGUAGAGUUUUGUCUGUUUUGUUUUUGUUUUUAUUUUUGUUUUCUUUUGGAGACAGUGUAGUUUUCUUUUUUUGUUUUGUUUUUUAAUUUUAUUGCAAUUGUAGACGAGCAUAAGCCUGCAUGAAGAGAUGCGUAGAUAAAAGACAAGAAUGCUUGAUAAUUGAUGUUACAGGAUGACAUAUACGUACAAAUGUUAGUUAAAUGGCGUCACUAAUUGGGAGCUCUUAUUAUUGGUUCCUCUUUUUUUUU